UUACAGACCAAGCUUGGUUUCUCGUCUUGACGACAUGGGCUUCAACCAGAGAGAUGUUCCUGGUGCUCCAGAAGGUGGGAGAGCCAGCACCCAAGGAUGACCAGCAUUCCGGUAAAGGACCGAGUGAAGGUGUCUCAGAACUGGAGACUGGGGCGCUGCCGAGAGGGGAUUCUGCUGAAGUGGAGGUGUAGUCAGAUGCCCUGGAUGCAGCUGGAGGGUGCUUCUCUGUACAUAUCUCAGGCUAAUUUCAUCCUGGCCUACCAGUUCCGCCCAGAUGGUGCCAGCUUGAACCGUCGGCCCUUCAGAGUCUUCGCUGGGCAUGAUGAGGAUGUUUGUCACUUUGUGCUGGCAAACUCACAUAUUGUCAGUGCAGGAGGAGACGGGAAGAUUGGUGUUCAUAAGCUCCACAGCACCUUCACUGUCAAGUACUCAGCUCAUGAACAGGAGGUGAACUGUGUGGACUGCAAAGGGGGUAUCAUUGUGAGUGGCUCCAGGGACAGGACAGCCAAGGUAUGGCCUUUGGCCUCGGGCCGACUGGGGCAGUGCUUACACACCAUCCAGACUGAAGACCGAGUCUGGUCCAUUGCCAUCAGCCCGAUACUCAGCUCUUUUGUGACAGGAACAGCUUGUUGUGGGCACUUCUCACCUCUGAGAAUCUGGGACCUCAACAGUGGACAGCUGAUCACACAUCUGGGCAGUGAUUUUCCCCCAGGGGCUGGGGUGCUGGAUGUCAUGUAUGAGUCCCCCUCUACACUGCUGUCCUGUGGUUAUGACACGUAUGUUCGCUACUGGGACCUCCGCACAAGUGCCCGGAAAUGUGUCAUGGAGUGGGAGGAGCCCCAUGACAGUACCUUAUACUGCCUACAGACAGAUGGCAACCACUUGCUGGCCACAGGUUCCUCCUACUAUGGUGUUGUACGAUUGUGGGACAGGCGCCAGAGGGCUUGCCUGCAUGCCUUCCCGCUGACGUCAACCCCACUCAGCAGUCCUGUAUACUGCCUGCGGUUCACCACCAGGCAUCUCUACGCUGCGCUGUCUUACAAUCUCCACAUCCUAGACUUUCAAAACCCAUGACACACCACCCCUGCCUUUGAGCUAGGCAAGUAAGCUACUCAGGGACCUCUCUUGCCUGGCAGGUGAAGUGACUGAUACCUCCCUGUCUUCCCAGCCCUGCUGUGCUCCUAGACCUGUGGCCAUGCUGCCCUGAAGCACCACCUGCUGCACUGGGGGCUGACUGAAGCAGGCCCUGCCAGGACCUGUGGUCUUAGGAGAAUGGACCUGAACUCAAGAUGUUUACAAUAGGGCCAAAGUAAGGGCCUGGAUGGCAAGGCCAACCCUGUCCCCAAGCCCUUCACAGCACUACAACAGCCUACAGUGAGCUAAGGGGCUCCCAGCAUCCCAGCUAGGAAGGUGCAUUUGCUGGAAUCUCUGCCGGUCCCAGCCACCACCUCCUCAGAGUUUUGGACGAGCCAUUCAUCAGGCCAGCUUGGGAAAUGUGUUGUGAUUCUCAUUUUUGUAAAAAUAAAAUUUGGUUGUUCACACA
Messenger RNA from Cricetulus griseus (Chinese hamster), 1543 nucleotides. Lineage: Eukaryota; Metazoa; Chordata; Mammalia; Rodentia; Cricetidae. The record is from RefSeq and is a predicted model, not a curated record.